AUGUGGGCGAGUUCGGACGGAGGAGCGCCGGAGGUGACUCUCGAAACUUCCAUGGGCGCCUUCACAGUUGAGAUGUACUACAAGCAAGCUCCCCGGACUUGCAGAAAUUUCAUAGAGCUGUCUCGUCGUGGUUAUUAUGAUAAUGUCAAGUUCCACCGGAUCAUCAAGGAUUUCAUAGUGCAAGGUGGAGACCCUACUGGAACUGGUCGUGGUGGGGAAUCUAUCUAUGGUCCUAAAUUUGAGGAUGAGAUAACCCCACAGCUUAAGCAUACUGGAGCAGGAAUCCUAUCCAUGGCAAAUGCUGGUCCAAAUACGAAUGGAAGCCAGUUUUUCAUCACCUUAGCACCUGCGCAGUCACUCGAUGGGAAACAUACUAUAUUUGGUCGAGUAUGUAGAGGAAUGGAAAUUGUCAAGAGAUUAGGCAGUGUUCAAACUGACAACACAGAUAGACCAAUCCAUGAUGUGAGAAUAUUGCGAACUGUAGUCAAAGAUUAA
Molecule: messenger RNA, 495 nt
Organism: Oldenlandia corymbosa var. corymbosa
Lineage: Eukaryota; Viridiplantae; Streptophyta; Magnoliopsida; Gentianales; Rubiaceae
Source: the annotation of a GenBank genome assembly